This is a messenger RNA of Apus apus (common swift), 951 nucleotides long. RefSeq names its product coiled-coil domain containing 68 (gene CCDC68). The transcript has 11 exons. Lineage: Eukaryota; Metazoa; Chordata; Aves; Apodiformes; Apodidae. The coding region runs from base 1 to 951 and encodes 316 amino acids. Gene Ontology annotation, biological process: intracellular signal transduction. The record is from RefSeq and is a predicted model, not a curated record. Gene Ontology annotation, cellular component: intracellular anatomical structure.
AUGACAGGAGAGCAGAGACCCGCACGGAUCGUGAUGACCACCCUGCUGCUCACCGAGCAGGUGGCACGAGAAGACCAUGGCCCAGAGGGGACCUACAUCCUCUAUGGAUCCUCCUGUUCCCAAAUCACUGAGGAAGCUGAAUACGUGAACAAGGUAUUUCUGACCAGUGAGGAGCCUAGUUGGAACUGGAGCCCAGUCGGGAGGAGGGUGAUGGAAACAGAAGAGCAGCUGCUGGUGGUGAGCAGGGAAAACCAAGUGCUGAGGAUCAAGCUGGAAGCCACGAGAGAAGCAGGGGUGCAGGCCCUCAGAUCUGCCUCCCAGAAGCUGUAUGAGAAUUACCAGAGUUGGUCAGAAGGCCUGAAAAAAAGCCACGAGAAGGAGAAGCAGCAACUCCAGGCUUACAAUCUCCAACAAGAAGAGAAGCUCCAGGAAAGCAUGGGAAACACCAGCCACCUCACCCAAGGGCUCCAGGAAAGAGCUGCCUGCAUCGCAGAGAUGGAGAAGCGAGUGCAGAGGAUGGAGGAGGAAAAGAAAAGGCUGCUGGAGAAGAAAAUGUCAUGUGAAAAGAUGCUUCAACAGAUGAUGGGGAGGAGUGAAGAUGGCAAGAGGUGCCUGGAUCUCCAGAGGCAGAUUUCCACCCUGCAGGAGCAGAUCUGCCACCUGCAGCACCUGAUCCAGGUGCAGCACCAAGGCCUGCGCGGCGUCAUCCAGGAGGCAGAGGAACUGAAGAACCAGCUCAAAAGCCACAAUGAAAAAAUAGAAAACCUGACAGAGAAGCUGACCAUGCUGGAAGCUCAGAACAAAGAACUGAAAGACCAAGUGCAGCUGUGGUCUGGCCAGCCCAAGACAAAGGUUUCAAGAGCUGUCUGGACAGACACCCCAGGAGAAUCUGGAGCUUUUGGAGCACCCUCCUACCUGAUGCUCACCAGGCUAAGGAAGCAAGAGAGCUAA